AUGUCCAAGAAUAGACUCGAUUCAAAAACGAAUUCAUUAGAAAAGGCAUUACCAAUAGACAAUGAAAAUACUGGAAGCUUCACAGAAAGUUUUGAUUUCGAAACAGAGGAAGAGGAAGAUUUUGACUUAAUAACAGAUAACCAGAUCCAAGAAAGCAACAGUGAUAACAUUAAUGCAGAAUUGAUGAUUGAACAUGAGAAAAGCGUUGUUCAUCAUUCAGAAAAUUUAUCAAAUUUCCUGAAAUCCAUUGCAGAUCAAUUAGGCAUUAACGAAAAUGACGAAGAAGAGUUGAAACGCUUAAUUACAGCUAAAAUACAAGAUCUAAUUCAAAUAAAAAGUCCGAUUUCUUCAAACCAAGUUAAUACAAGCUCAAUAUCAGCAGAAUCAAUUGGAUUUCUUGUUCAAAACAAAGAACAUCGUGAGAAACGCAUACAAGAACUCGAAGAUGAAGGAAAAGAAAAAGCAAAAUUACUUGAUAUUAUGGAAAAAGAACUUGAACGUACAAAACAAGAACUAUUAGAUCAAAAGAACAGAGCAGAUGCGCUAGAAGCCAUUAAUCUUAAGUUUGUUUCAUUGGUUCCCGAUGCAGAGACUUGGGAUUCAGCAUACAACGAUUUAAAGGAAAUGCAUGAGAAAAUCGAUUACUUAGAAAACAAUACCAAUGAUAAAAAUUUCGAAAAUAUAAUUGAAGAAAUGAAAAGAGAUCAAGAAGUCGCUUUAGACAAAAUGCAGAAGCAAAUGGAUAACCAGGCAAAGCUCAUCUUAGAAUACCAACGCAAAUUAAAUACAUAUUCCAGUCCAAACAUUGAUGAAGAUGCGAUAUACGAUAUCAGAGAUAAAGUUUCAAAUACUAAUGACAUGUUACGCUCUAGAAUACAACAAUUGAAUGAAAAAGACUCUGAAAAUGAUGAAAAACCGAUUUCGGAAAAGAAAUCACAAAGUAAAUCUAAAACACCAAAACCAAUUAGGAAAAGACCGCCUUAUUACGAUGAGUCAGUUGAUAAAGAGCUAUCUGAAUGUAUUUGGAUGGCUAGAACUCGCGAAAUGCUUGCUUUAGAGAGAAGAAUCAAUCGAACAGACCAAGAUAUAGAAAACGCUUCAAAUAGAAUGCACUACAUGACACAGGAGAAGAUAAUUAGCCAAAGAAAGAUAUUGGGAAACUCUAAUCGCCAAAAUCAAACAACUGCAAUUUAUCCUUCAACUUUAUUAUAG
This is a messenger RNA of Trichomonas vaginalis G3, 1212 nucleotides long. RefSeq lists its product as uncharacterized. The coding region runs from base 1 to 1212 and encodes 403 amino acids. The record is from RefSeq and is a predicted model, not a curated record. Lineage: Eukaryota; Parabasalia; Trichomonadida; Trichomonadidae. The transcript has a single exon.